Phaedon cochleariae (mustard beetle) is the source of this 2829-nucleotide messenger RNA. Lineage: Eukaryota; Metazoa; Arthropoda; Insecta; Coleoptera; Chrysomelidae. The record is from the annotation of a GenBank genome assembly.
CUAUUUCCUCCCGAAUUUAAAAUUUAGGAUUUCAAAUCCAAUCUCAAGAUUAUUAUAUUAUUUUAGAUUAAUCUCAUAAAUAACUAUCAUAUUUGUUAUAUAUCUGAAUAAUAUGAGUACAUCGAAUAGUACUCUAGUUUUCAAACUGAGAAGGGGCCAGGAAAAUAAUGAUUCCAAUGCUGAGGGUGAUGAACAGGACAUUCAUUCACAAGAAGAUGAGGAUACAAAAACGUUAUUAAGCAUUUUAUGUAAGCAUGGUAAAGUAGGAGCAGCUUGUUAUAAUUUUCAAGAAAAACAGCUUUAUGUGUAUGAAGAGUUUUUGGAUAUAUUCCCAAGAUGUUUAGCAACUAUUCAUUUACUUCGUGAAAUCAAUCCUUCGUUCAUCUUGAGUACAGGAAGUAUCAAGGAUGAAUUCAUUAGAAUUUUGAGGGACAUAUUCACCAAUAGAUCAGAUACAACUGUAACCUCAGAUAGCGUUUGUUCUUUACCAGCAAAUUUUUUUCUGGUAUCUCCUAAGGAGUAUUCUUAUGAAAUAUGCAAAUCGAUAAUUUCUCAGAUUAAAUUACCUUCAAUUGAAGACGAUCCCUCUGAAGUUAGAAGAGAAUUAACUAUACAUUCUCUCAUCGAUUUUGACAAUCGGAUGUCUGUACAGGCAGCCGGAACUCUCGUGAAAUAUUUGGAAAAAAAUUGGACAUAUUUUGGAAUGAUCAACGAUGAUUUGAAAUGCCUUUCCAUAACUCAGAUUUCUAGGAAGCAUCAUCUUCUAAUAGAUAAUCCGACAUUUGAAGCAUUGCAAAUUUUUUCUAAACGUGGUCAUGAUGCUAGCUUCAAGCGAGGUUUACCAUCGAGCACCAGAGAAGGUCUGAGUAUAUACAAAUUAUUUUCACACAAUUGCAAAUCUAAAAAUGGACUGAUAUCAUUGAGGAAUAUAUUAUUCAACCCAACGAACGACAGAAAUGUUCUUGAAAAACGUCAAGAUUUCAUCAGUUUCGUGCUCCAGCCUUGCAAUGAAGAAUUCAUCGCUAGUUUGCGUGAUAAUAUGAAAGGAAUUGGAGGAGACAUAAACAUGAUAUUGUCUAAAAUAGAGAACUCCAGGGCAAAUAGCAGAGAUUGGAACGUGUUAUACAAGGCAAUUUAUCAUACAAUUUUCAUCAGUGAUCUCUGUGCUCCGUACAAAGAUCAGUCAUGUUUGCUGAUGGAUUUGAGCAAGGCAAUAUCUCAAGAACUGCUAGGUCUAGAACAAUCUAUCGAAAAUGGCAUCGAUUUCACUGUCAGUCAAAAGCGGGGACGGCCCAUCAUUAGAUUCGGAUUGGACGAAGUCCUGGAUGCUAAGAAAUUGCGACAACAGGAUAUCGCCAAAGACAUUACGGCAGCUGCACGAUUCGCUGCGAACAAUCUCCCCGAAUUUUUGGAUGAGUGUGCUGUGAUUUAUUUGCCUGAAAUGGGCCAUCUGAUUGGAGUCAAGGAAUGGAGUCAAGGGUGCGCACCGGAAGAUUUGGAACACUUGGGAUUCAAUUUCAUGUUCACUAUUGGGGGGACAAUCCACUAUAAGAAUCCCAUGUGUUUUGAGCUGGAUAAAAGACUGGGCGACAUAAAUGCAGAGAUAAUAGACCACGAAAACAGAAUAUUACGAAGAUUAUCUGGUUUCAUACUGAAAUAUAACAAAGACAUCAGAGAACCUAUAAAAAUAAUUGGAUUGAUGGACUGCUUGAUAUCGAUGGCCCUCACUGCCUCGCAAAACAUGUACAUCAGACCAACGUUGAACCAGCAAAACUAUUUCGAAAUCCAAAACAGCAGACACCCCCUGAUGGAACACCUCAUCGGCCAAAUACAAUCAAACAAUUUCUAUUCGGGCGGCAAAUACAGCCGAAUGAAGAUAAUAACAGGCCCGAACGGCAGCGGCAAAAGCAUGUAUCUGAAACAGAUCGCUCUGGUGAUGUUUCUGGCCCACGUCGGGUCCUUCGUUCCUGCCGAGGCUGCCAACAUCGGGAUGCUGAAGAGCAUCCAUUCGAGGCUGCAAACUACCGAAUCGGCAUCAGUGCGACUGUCAGCUUUCAUGAUUGACAUUUCCCAGAUGACUAGUGCUCUAAAUAAUAUCCAACCGUGUUCGCUAAUUCUGAUGGACGAAUUUGGAAAGGGCACUACAGAAGUCGAUGGAGUGUGCCUGUUAGCAGGACUUUUGCGAUACUUCCUUGAUAGGAUGGACGGUUGUCCUCAUAUUUUGGUCGCCACACAUUUCCAACAAAUCGUUUCCCAUUUACCGAAAACGCCUUUGAUUCUGUAUCAGAAAAUGGAACAUAGAAAAGAGACCGGGGGACUAUGCUUUCUCUUCAGAUUAGUGGAAGGCAUUUCUGAGAGUUUUGCCAUUGACGUUGCUGAGGCUUGUGGUAUUGACAUACAUAUAAUAAGGAGAGCACGAGAAAUCAUGGAGAGUUUACAGCAUGGGAAGAUUCUUCGUCCUUUGGAACAUAACAGAAGAAACAAUUUCAAUCCAGAUAACUUACAUCAACUGAAUAUUCCUGAACCAGAUGAAUAAAUUUAUUUUUAAUUAUAUAUUACACUUAAGGGUUCAAGAAUGAAUCAAAUUGAAGAACAAAACAGUUGCUCAAAAAUAUUGUUAUAAAUUAAAAAUGUUUAUGUUUGUAGGGUUAAAAUAAUUAAAAAUGAACUUAAAAGGUAUUCUUGUCAAAUAAAAAUAUACUCAGCUUUCCUCAGGAUCAUAUUUAUGCAACCGCAAUCUCCACUGUUUGACCAAUCCAUCCCAGCCUCUUCUAGAAUACUUCACGAAUUUAUUUGGCGUCUGAGGAUCAUCUUGUGUCCUUUCCGUCC